Messenger RNA from Myotis daubentonii (Daubenton's bat), 3593 nucleotides. It is a transcript of the gene NPFF, whose product is annotated as neuropeptide FF-amide peptide precursor. Gene Ontology annotation, molecular function: G protein-coupled receptor binding; neuropeptide hormone activity. Gene Ontology annotation, biological process: excitatory postsynaptic potential. Gene Ontology annotation, cellular component: dendrite; axon terminus; perikaryon. NCBI's taxonomy places the organism in Eukaryota, Metazoa, Chordata, Mammalia, Chiroptera, Vespertilionidae. The record is from RefSeq and is a predicted model, not a curated record.
AAACACAGUCUAGAGAAGGUGGUGGCUUAUAUAAAUACAUCACAACCCAAGGCAGGGCUCGGAUCUGUGCGCUGCCCUGGGGGCAGGGCCCAGAGCAUCAUGGGAGCACUCGCUAGAGGAGGUGUGUGCUUUGUGGAUGGCCGAUGAGUUGGUGUUUGAAAAGCAAGUGUCCUCUCACCUUUCAGUGUUUUGUACCCACCCCCCAACCCCAACAAUUUUUUUAAAACAACAAAAAUAAGCCCUAUCUUCAAGAAGUUUCCAACAUGACGGGGGAAUGCACAGAGACCAGAAGAGAACCUUUCUAUGAUUGUAUAAAUUCUAUGUGCACUGGGGGGGCCGGCGUUGCUUAGAGAGCAGGUAAGAGAGUUCUCAAGAAAAACAGGUAGCACUGGCCAGUGUGGCUCAGUUGGUUGAGUAUCACCUCAUGCACCAAGAGGUCUCCGGUUCGAUUCCUGGUCAGGGCACAUGCCCGGGUUGUGGGUGUGGGCUCACAGUGAGGGGGGUGCAAGAGGCAGCCGAUCAACGUUUUCUAUCUCUCUCUGUUUCUCUCCUCUCUCUCUCUAAAAUCAGUAAAAACAUACUAAAGAAAAAGAAAAGAAAGAACAAGAGGUAAUGCCUAGGAACCAUAUGGAGUAUGGAGGUGUAGGGCAGUCACUACUAAUUGGAUCGGUGUAUUCCUUAGUAACUAUCACAAGCGCGGAGAGUGAGCCAGGCUGAAGAACUUGACCAGGAGAUGGCAGGUGUCUCUGGGUUUCCCAAUAGGAGAGGAAUUUUCAAAGAAACUGUGGCUGAUGUCGGGAUUAAUUGACACAAAUGGGGAGACUGAGUCUCCUAACUUAGAAGUAGGAAAGGCAGUCGUGGUCUUCAUUGUGUUGUGGUCAGGAACACAUGGAGGGCCAGAGAAGGGUCAGAAAGGAAGUUGCCGAAAGCCAGAUCCUGAAGCCAAGAUGAAGAGGUUUGGGAGGGUUGGGAUGAGACUCUGAAGGCAGGGCAGUUUCCCAUGAGAGCAGAAUCAACCCAUUCCAACUACUAACCACAGGAGACCAGUCACCUCCAUCCUGAACAUAGGAAGCCAGCUAGAUCAGCUCAUUUCUUCUUGUAGCCUCAGCUCAGAUAGUGGUGUGCUUGGUGAUCAGAGAAAUAGAGGGGAAGCAGCAGGGUGGUAAACAUUGAGUGCCUGCUCUGUGCUAAAUGGAGAGCUAGAUGCUUUGCAUCACUUACUGUUCAUAGCAAUCUCUUGAUAAUAGGAGUAGUUGCCUCAUUUUAUUGAUGAUGAAGUGAGGUUAAGACAUUUCCCCAAGGCACACAGUGAAGUGCCAAGAGCUGGGAUUAAAAUUGAAUUCCGUCGGACCCCAGACCUGCUCUUUGCAGUGCUCCCCCCACUCUGCUCUGGACUUCUUUGGGGCCAGAUCCAUUUCCCACAGAAGAACCAUCUACCUAUGGUCUUAAUUCUCCCCUUUAAGAAGUGGUGGAACUGCAAGAUGCAGUGGUGAAUGCCAGGUUCUGUGCUUGGGACCAGCAUGAGACAAGCUCACAGAAAGGUCCCCUAGCUUAGGCUGCUUUCAUUGAAACGUCGUAUCUGGAGCAUCCAGAUCAAAACCUGAUCUAAUCUACCUGCCCAAAGUACAUGUUGGUUUACAAAUGCCUUACUUUAAAGAGAGACGCCUCCCCUUGAACAAAAAAAGACUAUAGAGUAGAAGAAUGAAAUGUCUUCAAACCUGUGAAAGGCUUGCAUACAUGAAAGAAUGGAGAGAUGAUCUGUGAGACUUAAGAGGCAAAACUAAGACCCUCUGGUGGAGGCCACAAGGAGACGGAAACCAGCUCAGUGCAAGGACACAUCUGCGAAGACCCAGGAGAUGGUAAGUUCCCGGGACUCGGGUGUGUCAGCUCCUCACACCUAAGGUUCUGAGGACGCUUGCUCUGUCAGAUCCUCUACUCGAAGGAUGAGCAGAAGUAGCUCAGAUAAUGCUCGUCCUAGGAAGCAGUUCUUCAUGUCGCCGUGUUCUGGGUGAAGAAACUGCAGGUCAGAGGUAGACAGCUGCCAAGGCCGGGCACAGGCUCCUUACAUCAUGGCACCUCUCCAGGAUGGGGCAGAACUAUUGGGGGGGGGGGGGGAUCCUAGGAUCGGAAGGGAAAGGGCACCAGGUGACUUGAAGGACCCCUUCCUGAGAAGCAGGUAUUUCCCAAGGCUGGAUUCUAGUCUCGCGCCCCAGUAGGUCAGAGCCAGGCGGAGGCGGGGUGACUAGAGCGAAGUGGACAAAAUCAUAGUCCCGCCCCUGGAUUCUGCCCCUGCCUGUCUGGAACUCCAUAGAGUCAGGGCCCUAGGCACCUCCAUCCACCUGGUCCUUCAAAGAGCUCUAGUCCAGAAAAGGAAAUGGCUGGGCCUGACAAUGUGGAGCUGUGGCCACAGGGUGGCAGCAGUGCCUCAGCUGCGGGGAUGGCUCCCGAGCCCCAGGUGAGGCAGGUCCUAAGCAAGCAGUUGCCCUCUAGUGAGGAGGGGGUCCGUCUACAAAGAUUUGAAGCAAUCCCCACUCUGUGAGCUCCCCACUUUCGUUUUGUCCCCUUCUGCAUGUCGUUUUCCUAUCCACAGGCAAAUCUCAGAGUAGUGGCUCUAAGAGGCACAUAUGCAGGGGUGUGGAUGGGCUGGGUGACCCUGGCUGCAGCCAUGAGGGGAGGGACCCUGGCUGGGUCAUCCCGGCCACCUCUGACCCUAACUCUUCUCCCCACUCCCUCUGUUCCAGGACACAAUACCUAGCCCUUCCUGACAGGGCUUUAUUUAUGCUUUUAUUCUACAAGUUAGAAGAGAGGAGGAGGUGAUCAAUUGGAGCUCUCCAACCUGUUGAGGGAUUGGGGGUUCUUAAAGGUCCCCCAGGGCCUGGCGCUGACAAAGCAUCUGCAAUUAAUGAUGCUUCUCAAGCUCUGGAGACAGGAUUUAUGCAUCUAAUAAAGUCUGUAAUUCCAGGCUUAGGGGCUAGGGCCGGAGGCUGAGAGCAGGAAGUCCCGGAGGGGCCAUGGGAGGGGAUCUCAGGGGCUCUUAAUGGGGCCGUGCAUUUCCAUUGUCUGCUCUAGAUUCCCCCUCCAGCUGCGGUGGGGGUGGCGGGCAGGGGGACAGCAGGUAUAAGAGGCAGAUGUGGCCGGAGGAAGGCAGAUGACAGCAUGGAUUCCAGGCAGGCAGCAGUGCUACUGCUGGUGCUGCUUUUAAUAACAGACUGGGGCCACGCUGAAGGACCAGGGGGCCAGGGUGGAGAUCACAUCUUCGUGGAGGAAGACACCGGACCCCGCACGCCACAGGAUGCCGAGGCCCCUGCGUCACUCUUACUCUCCCUGCUCCAGGCCAUGCAGCGACCCGGCCGGAGCCCAGCCUUCCCGUUUCAGCCCCAAAGGUUUGGCAGAAAUACCCAGAGCUCCGGGAGCAACGACCGGCUGAUUACCCGAGCUGGGGAGGGGCUGAGCGCCCCGUUCUGGAGUCUGGCUGCCCCUCAGCGCUUUGGGAAGAAGUGACAUUCAUCUCUUGAUCCAUCUGCAUGCAAGGCCCACACCCAAAGUGCCAUAUAUCCCCCCCCCCCCCCAAAUAAAGCUGCCUGGCUUCUGAA